UGUUGAAGACCGUGUGUUCCAGGGCGCAGAGCGAAACUUUAACUUUGGCUCGUCGUAUCAGCGGGGACUAAAUACCAAAAUACAGCCAUGCUAUGAAUAUAGUUAUGAGUCUAGUCUUUGUUGAUUUGAAGGCUCUUCUUUGAUAUUUCGAUAAUACCGAAAUAUUUGCAGCAAAAUAAGAAAGAAAAAGACUGACCGAGAGCGAGCGAGAGAAGGGAAUCAAAGAUGCAGGUCUCUGUGGUGCUGUGUAGCAUGAUAACUUUCUUUCUUCGCAGUCAAGGCGUGUUGGGCAGUGCGGAGUGUUCAUGCGGGCGCAACCACUUCACGUGUGCAGUGAGCGCGUUUGGGGAGUGUACAUGUAUCCCGGCCCAGUGGCAGUGUGACGGGGACAACGACUGUGGAGAUCACAGCGACGAGGAUGGAUGCAUGCUGCCCACCUGCUCUCCACUGGACUUCCACUGUGACAAUGAGUGUAUCCGCCGCUCCUGGGUGUGUGACGGGGACAACGACUGUGAGGAUGACUCUGACGAACAGGACUGUCCUCCUAGAGAGUGUGAAGAGGAUGAGUUCCAUUGUCAGAACGGCUACUGCAUCCGCAGCCUGUGGCACUGUGAUGGGGACAAUGACUGUGGGGAUAACAGUGACGAGCUGUGUGACAUGCGUAAGUGUUCCGAUAAGGAGUUUCGCUGUACAGAUGGGAGCUGCAUUGCUGAACACUGGUACUGUGAUGGAGACACUGACUGCAAGGACGGAUCAGACGAGGAAAACUGCCCAUCUGAUGUAAUGACGGCCACUUGUAGUGUUGAAGAGUUCCAAUGUGCGUAUGGACGCUGUAUUCUGGACAUUUACCACUGUGACGGAGAUGACGACUGUGGAGACUGGUCUGAUGAGUCCGACUGCUCCUCCCACCAGCCUUGUCGUUCUGUGGAGUUCAUGUGCAGCAGUGGGAUGUGCAUCAACGCUGGCUGGAGGUGUGACGGGGAGUUUGACUGUGAUGACCAAUCAGAUGAGAAGAACUGCACCACCUCCAUGUGUACUGCGGAUCAGUUCCGCUGUGCAUCGGGACGCUGUAUCAGGUUGUCAUGGAGAUGUGACGGCGAGGAUGACUGCUCUGACGGCAGCGAUGAAGAUGACUGUGAGAAGACUGACACCCCUCCAUGUGCUCCAGACCAGUUUCUGUGUGGUAACGGCCGCUGUAUUGGCCAGAGGAAGGUCUGUAAUGAGGUCAGCGACUGUGGAGAUGGGACUGAUGAACACCCUCACCAGGACUGCCGCCCGCGGUCCAGCGAUGGCAACUGUAACCUGAAUAACGGAGGCUGUUCUCAGAAGUGUCAGAUGGCCAGAGGUCUGGUACAGUGUACCUGUCAUACUGGCUACAGACUGAUGGAGGACGGCAGGGCCUGCCAGGAUGUGGAUGAGUGUGCAGAGGAGGGCUACUGCAGCCAGGGCUGUACCAACACAGAGGGAGGGUUCCAGUGCUGGUGUGUGCAGGGCUAUGAGCUGAGGCCUGACAAGCGCAGCUGCAAGGCGCUGGGUCCUGAGCCAGUGCUGCUGUUUGCGAACCGUAUAGACAUCCGCCAGGUGUUGCCCCACCGUUCAGAGUACACUCUGCUGCUGAACAACCUGGAAAAUGCCAUCGCUCUGGACUUCCACCACGACCAGGAGCUGGUCUUCUGGUCUGAUGUCACGCUCGACCGCAUCAUGAAGGCCAACCUGAACGGGAGCAACGUGGAGGAAGUGGUUUCCACUGGCUUAGAGAGUCCAGGUGGUCUGGCUAUAGACUGGAUCCAUGACAAGCUAUACUGGACUGACUCAGGGACGUCCCGUAUUGAGGUGGCCAAUCUGGAUGGAACCCACCGCAAGGUCCUCCUAUGGCAGAGCAUGGAGAAACCCCGAGCCAUCGCACUGCACCCUAUAGAGGGUAAGAUCUACUGGACGGACUGGGGUAACACUCCUCGUAUCGAGUAUGCCAACAUGGAUGGCUCCAACCGCCGCGUCAUCGCCGACACCCACUUGUUCUGGCCCAACGGGCUGACCAUCGACUACGCCGGGCACCGUAUGUACUGGGUUGACGCCAAGCAUCACGUCAUCGAAAGAGCUGACCUUGACGGACGGAACCGUAAGGCCGUCAUCAGCCAAGGCUUGCCCCAUCCAUUUGCCAUCACCGUAUUUGAGGAUAGCCUUUACUGGACAGACUGGCACACCAAGAGCAUCAACAGUGCCAACAAGUUCACGGGCAAGAACCAGGAGAUCAUCAGAAACAAGCUGCACUUCCCAAUGGAUAUACACACACUGCACCCGCAGAGACAGCCCGCAGGUGGGCGUAACCGAUGUGGGACCAACAACGGGGGCUGCAGCCACCUCUGUCUCCCUGGCAACAAGACCUAUACCUGCGACUGCCCCACGGGCUUCAAGAAAGUGGACCAGCAUAACUGUGCCCUGAGUCUUGACAAGUUCCUGCUUUUUGCCCGAAGGACGGACAUCCGACGAAUCAGCUUCGACACCGAGGACAUGUCGGAUGAUGUCAUCCCGCUGGCCGACGUACGCAACGCCGUGGCACUGGACUGGCACGCCGAGGAGGGCUUCAUCUAUUGGACGGACGUCACCACCGACUCCAUCAACCGGGCCCAAUGGGACGGCUCAAGGCAGGAGGUGGUGGUGGACACCAGUCUGGAAAGUCCAGCCGGUCUGGCUAUUGACUGGGUGACCAACAAACUUUACUGGACUGACGCAGGUACAGAUCGUAUCGAGGUAUCUAAUGCAGACGGGAGCAUGCGUACCGUUCUGAUCUGGGAGAAUCUUGACCGACCCAGGGACAUCGUGGUUGACCCAAUUGGAGGAUACAUGUACUGGACAGACUGGGGUGUGAGUCCUAAGAUAGAGCAGGCAGGGAUGGACGCAUCCAGCCGUAUCGUCAUCAUCUCUUCCAACCUGACGUGGCCUAACGGACUGGCAAUUGACUACCAAACACAGCGCCUGUACUGGGCCGACGCCGGGAUGAAGACCAUCGAGUUUGGCAACUUUGAYGGCUCAGACAGACAGGUGUUGAUUGGCAGUCAGUUGCCCCACCCCUUUGGGCUGACUCUGCAUGAGGAAAAGCUCUAUUGGACAGACUGGCAGUCCAAGAGCAUCCAGAGUGCCAACAAAAUGACUGGCCUGGGACGACAAACACUCGCCGAGAACCUGGAGAACCUCAUGGAUAUUCACAUGUUCCACCGCUACCGCACCACCGUGCGGACACCUUGUGCGGUGAAUAAUGGGGGCUGCAGUCACCUGUGUCUGUUGGCUCCACCCACAAAAGGCUCCAGCUGUACCUGUCCUACUGGCAUCAACCUUCAGCUGGACGGAAAGACCUGCACACACGGGAUGAGUAGUUUCCUGAUCUUUGCACGGCGGACUGAUAUCAGGAUGGUCUCUCUGGACAUCCCCUACUUUGCUGAUGUGGUGCUGGCUGUCAACAGAUCCAUGAAAAACACCAUCGCCAUCGGAGUGGACCCUAAAGAGGGUAAAGUGUACUGGUCAGACAGCACACUGAAGAAGGUGAGUAGAGCUAACAUCAAUGGGACGGCUCAUGAGGAUAUCAUCGCUACAGGUCUGAUGACCACUGAUGGUCUGGCGGUGGAUGCGGUGGGUCGAAAGAUCUACUGGACUGACACCGGAACGAACCGAAUCGAGGUGGCCAACCUGGACGGCUCCAUGAGGAAGGUUCUGAUCUGGCAGAACCUGGACAGCCCGCGAGCCAUCGCCCUCUACCACGAGAUGGGGUAUAUGUACUGGACAGACUGGGGGGAGCAUGCUAAGCUGGAGCGGUCAKCGAUGGACGGCUCGGACCGUUUGGUUCUGAUCAGUAACAACCUAGGCUGGCCUAACGGACUGGCCAUCGACAGUGCCGGCUCACAGCUACUGUGGGCCGACGCGCACACAGAGCGCAUCGAGGCGGCAGACCUGAACGGGCUGAACCGCCGUACCCUGGUAUCCCCGGUUCAGCACCCGUACGGUCUGACCGUACUAGGACCACACAUCUACUGGACCGACUGGCAGAGCCGCAGCAUCCAGCGGGCUGACAAAUCCACCGGCGCCAACACCAUCACCGUACGCAGCAACCUGCCCGGGCUCAUGGACAUACAGGCCGUGGAUAGAGAGAAGCCACUGAGUUUCAAUAAGUGUGGUAGAAGGAACGGGGGCUGUAGCCACCUGUGUCUGCCCCGCCCCAACGGUACUUCCUGUGCCUGUCCCACCGGCAUCCUCCUCAAGGGGGACGCCAGGUCAUGUGACGACUCCCCCGAGACCUACCUGCUCUUCUCCAACCGGGUCAGCGUGCGACGUAUCUCCCUGGACACAAAUGACCACACGGACGUGCAUGUGCCCGUGCCUGAGCUGCACAACGUCAUCUCACUGGACUACGACAGCGUGGACGGGAAGCUGUACUACACCGAUGUCAGCCUUGAUGUUAUCAGACGGGUCAACCUGGAUGGUACAGGGAUGGAGACAGUGAUAAGCCAGGGUCUGAAGACUACUGAUGGUCUGGCUGUGGACUGGGUGACCAGGAAUAUGUACUGGACGGACACAGGUCGCAACACCAUCGAGGUGGCCCGACUGGACGGGACCAGCCGCAAAGUACUAGUCAACAACAGCCUGGAUGAACCCAGGGCCAUCGCUGUGUUUCCCAGCAAAGGGUACCUGUUCUGGACAGACUGGGGUCACAUUGCUAAGAUUGAGCGGGCACACCUAGACGGAUCAGACCGUAAAGUUCUGAUUAACACAGACCUGGGCUGGCCCAACGGACUCACACUGGACUACGACACACGCAGGAUCUUCUGGGUGGAUGCUCACCUGGACCGCAUUGAGAGUUCCGACCUAAACGGAAAGCUCCGUCAAAUCCUCGUCAGCCCUGUGUCCCACCCCUUCGCCCUCACACAGCAAGACCGUUGGAUCUACUGGACGGACUGGCAGACUAAGUCCAUUCAGCGUGUGGACAAACACACUGGCCGCAGCAAGGAGACGGUGCUGGCCAACGUGGAGGGCCUCAUGGACAUCAUCAUAGUCUCGCCACAGAGGCAGAGCGGCACUAACCACUGUGGGGUGAAUAAUGGAGGAUGUACUCAUCUCUGCUUCGCUAAUACAAACAGCUUUGUCUGUGCCUGCCCUGAUGAACCAGACAGCAGGCCCUGCUCCACAAUCUCAGGUUAUGUGCCAACCUCACCAGACAGAGAGACCACCAGCACCCCAGCCCCUAACAAGAUCCCCAAAGCCUCCACAGACACGCCUCAGCAAGGACCCCCACUGAUUAACUGCACAGACAAGAGCCUGAGUGUGGAGGGCUGCUUAGAGAGCAACGUGGUGACGGCUCCUCACGGGGAGGGGCUUCAUAUCAGCUAUGUGAUUGGAGGAGCGUUGACCAUUCUGGCCAUCCUGAUAAUCAUCACUGCCUUCAUUAUUUACAGACACAAAAAAUCCAAGUUUGCUGACCCCGGGGUGAGCAACCUGACCUACAGUAACCCCUCAUAUAGGACSUCAACGCAAGAGGUCAAGAUUGAGACCUCUCAAAAACCGCCCAUUUACAACCAGCUACGAUAUAAGAAAGAGGGGGGCGGGGACAGUGGCUACACCAAGGAGAAGAUCCGCAUCGUGGAAGGAGUGUGUCUCCUCUCCAGCGAGGAGCUGUACUGGGAGGACCUGAAGCAGCUGAAGCCGUCGCGUGGUGGUCUGCACACAUGCAUGCGCACGGACACCGUGUCCCUGCAGGCCAGCAGCGCCUCGCUGGACGACGGCGAGACAGAGCAGUUGCUCCAAGAGGAGACGUCGGAGUGUUCGUCCAUAAACACGCUGACCCCCGUCACCGUCACACCCCAACGCCACCCCCAACACAGCCUGCCCGACACCGGCUGGAYCCCCACACGCAAACCCUCCACCGAGAGCGAGGUGUAAGGGAGGCCUCUUGCUUCACUGCCUCUCUACUCCUACUCUUUACCCUUAGUCCUCCUGAUCCCUUCAACUACACGCCCUUAUACACACACACACACACCUGUAUACAGUAUACACAUACAUACAGUAAACGAUACGUACUUAUGCUUCAGGCCACAGUGAGUCAUACACAAACUGACACUCACACAGAYAGGUGGUACAUACAGACACUACAGCCACAUACAUACUUCAUGCUACACACACACAUUUAUGCAUGCAUACAAAUCUGGCAUCUCCUCGGCCCGCUGGACUUCGUCCUACACACACAYAUCCGCACUCUUACCACCACCCUYUCACAACCACAGACUGACUCACCGCUACCCACUUCAGGCAACAGACUGAAUUACAAUUUACAAGCAUGCUGGAAAAAGAAAGCAAAGAAUACACUUUGAGAAAAGAAAUGACAAAGAGAGAAAGAAAUUACAUCUGGAGCCUUUUUAAAGAAUGCAACCCCUCAAGGUGAGGGCCGCUUAGUUGUGUAUAACAUUGCAUUUUUUGUGAACUUUUUGACAAAGCUAAAAACGAUAUACUCUCCCGCAGGAGACUAUGUAACAAACUGCUCGCUCUCUCUAUAAUGCCACUCAUCAUAUACCAUGUCCUUAUGAACUCUAUUUAUGAACUUUUUGUUCUUUGAGUUGGUUUUUGCUGAUUUUAAAGAAUGGUGAGAGUGUUGUGUAGAUCUGUAUUACAGUAUGACCCAGUCAUUCAAACCUCUAUAUUUAUGUGCCAAAGGGUGGAGCUUCGCUACGUCUACAUUUACACUAGAAUAACAUUUUAUGAGCUAUGUGCCACGAAUAGGACGGACAGACAGACAGUUACCAAUGGGAGAGCUCAGCAAUGGGAUGAUCUGUUUCAAACAUGUUUCACAUUGUAUACCUCCUCUUCUAAAACCAACCAUGGACUUAUCUAUCUGGUCUCUCUUAACCGGUACUCUAGACAGGUCCUGGAAACUGGUACUCUAGAUUGGUACUGGAAAUGGGUACUCUAGACUGGUACUGGAAACUGGUACUUUAGACUGGUACAGGAAACUGCAUUAACAAUCGUUGAAAUCYAUUAAUUUUAAAAAUCUAAAGUAAACUGCAAGGUAACCAUUUCUGGUCCUCGGGGAAUAGCAUUCUCGAUGAAGUAUAAGUGCCAAACAUUUUUUUCAUUUUUUUCUUUCCUCAGUUUUAUAUUUCUUGGAGUUUGUAAAAUGUGCUUGGCGUUCUUUUAUCUGUUCUGAUUAAGGCUGUCAUCUCUGAACCUGUAAAGCACUGUACACUURGUGUCCACUGUUCUAGUCUAGACUAUAGAAUAAGCUUCAGUGUAUUAUGUMAUUUGACAAGGUUGCCCUCUGUGAAAUAUACAGUGCACAUACAGUGCAUUCGGAAAGUAUUCAGACUUAUUGACUUUUCCACAUUGUUAGUUUACGACCUUAUUCUGAAA
This is a messenger RNA of Salvelinus sp. IW2-2015, 7389 nucleotides long. RefSeq names its product low-density lipoprotein receptor-related protein 4-like. Gene Ontology annotation, cellular component: plasma membrane; signaling receptor complex; apical plasma membrane. Gene Ontology annotation, molecular function: hormone binding; calcium ion binding; protein binding. NCBI's taxonomy places the organism in Eukaryota, Metazoa, Chordata, Actinopteri, Salmoniformes, Salmonidae. The record is from RefSeq and is a predicted model, not a curated record. Gene Ontology annotation, biological process: receptor-mediated endocytosis.